AACCCGUUCCACAGGCCACGCCCCCUUUCUGUGGGGAAACCCAACCUGUGUGCGCGUGCACGCUGCGCUCCGCACUAGGCCAGCUAACGCGGCUAAAACAUUUACCUCAGGAAAGUCAGUGAAGUUCACCGCGCUGAGCAUGUAGACUCUAACUUCUAUAACUCUAAUUUCUUAUGUACGCCGGUAGAGCAGCGCAGGAAGACCAGAAUUAGUGAGGAAAGCGAUUUAUUAGUGUCCUGGUUAGAGAGAGAGAGAGAGAGAGAGAGAGAGAUAGAGAGAAAGUGGUGACCUGACCUGAAAAUGAACUGUUGAUUUGGAACCGAUGGAGAAGACACAUAAACUGCUGCUGGGGAUUUUUACAGUUGCCCUAUGCAAAUACUCGCAGGCUGAAUGGAACACAACGAGGGACGCGGCGAAUAAGACCGUGUCCUGUGGUCCCCAUGACAACAGCAGCAACUGCACAGAAAUAAAGUAUGUCCCGCAGUGGAGCGGCCAUUUCUCAAACUGUCCCUAUCAGUACAUGCAUUACUGUGUCCAUGGGAUGUGCCGUUUUGUGGAGGAGCAGAACACGCCUACCUGCAGAUGUGAAAGUGGAUACAUCGGUGCCAGGUGCGAAUAUUUGGAUCUCGGCUGGUUGGUGGGUGAACGGAGGGAAAUAGUCAUCAUUAGCAUUAUAUCUGGACUGGUCAUUCUCCUUCUCAUCAUUGUCUUUAUAUGCAUCUGUGCACACAGAAGGCUUUAUCGGAAAAAGAGAAGAAAACAAAAGGAAAGGGAUGAAAUGGAGCGGUUGAACACACUAAAUACCAACGAAGGUUUACCUGAUAUCAGAGAUGUUGCUGACACAAACACAGUAUGAGAGUUGUAAAGCCAGUCUACAGAGAGUUCUCCUGCUGGACAGGAAGACACCUGCCUGAAUAAUGAACCCGAGGCCUUUAAAUGGACCCAAAGGAUUCAGCGUGUGAUCCAACUCCAGACUUUAUUAUGUCAGCUGCAAUUGGGAAUGAUUGCAAAGGCAGGAAGGUAACCAGGAAAAGACAAUGUGCUGUGUACUUUUUGUCCAGGCUUUAACACCAGCAGCAGUGCAUUUCAAAUGUUAUGGGCACAGGAGCAAGAAUCUCUGUUCCUCGUUUAACAAGAUAGAUUUACAGCUUAAAUGAACAGUCAACUGUAGCAUGGAUUUUUAAAAGGUGGUAAUAUUAUACAAGCAGAUUCUAUUGUAUAAGGACGAUUAAUUGUUUGCAGUUAAAAAAAAGAAAGAAAAAAAAGUCUAUUAAAAAGUAUAUAAUAUAGUGAAUUGACCUAACAUGUCUCAUUGUGAUUAUGAUAAAACAAAUGCAACAUAAUCGAGCCAACAUCAACAUAUUUGUUUAACUCCAUGAACUCAUGUAAAGCUUGAAACUGUCUUCUACUGGCAGAUCAUUGGACUUUAUUUUAGAACUGCUGAGCAAAAUGUUGUAUAGCGGCUUGAUCGUCCUGUAUUUCGUUUAAUAUCACAAUAAUAAAUAUGACCCAAAACAGUGUGCAAUGAGAAUAAAAUACAUUUGCAUCAUUCAAAGGCAGUUACCUCAGAAUUAAGAUAAGUUGCUGCACUGUUUGAUUUCAAAGAAUUUCUAUAUUUCUAUAUUAUACUUUGUUAUAACAUAAUACACUGGUCUAUUUAUUGCUUAAAAUAUGUAAAAUAUUAAAUCAUUAUUCUGUUAAUGUAGUGUUAUGUGUUGUUUUCCUUGCUAUGUAGAUAGAAAGUUUCAGUAAAGUUUAAUCAAUCAUGAAUUAAG
Silurus meridionalis is the source of this 1775-nucleotide messenger RNA. RefSeq names its product betacellulin, epidermal growth factor family member (gene btc). Bases 323 to 856 code for a protein of 177 amino acids. The transcript is spliced from 6 exons. The record is from RefSeq and is a predicted model, not a curated record. NCBI's taxonomy places the organism in Eukaryota, Metazoa, Chordata, Actinopteri, Siluriformes, Siluridae. Gene Ontology annotation, biological process: positive regulation of cell population proliferation; epidermal growth factor receptor signaling pathway; positive regulation of mitotic nuclear division.